This is a messenger RNA of Contarinia nasturtii (swede midge), 2311 nucleotides long. RefSeq names its product calcium uptake protein 3, mitochondrial (gene MICU3). The record is from RefSeq and is a predicted model, not a curated record. The transcript is spliced from 12 exons. Gene Ontology annotation, molecular function: calcium ion binding. Lineage: Eukaryota; Metazoa; Arthropoda; Insecta; Diptera; Cecidomyiidae. Gene Ontology annotation, cellular component: uniplex complex. Gene Ontology annotation, biological process: mitochondrial calcium ion homeostasis; calcium import into the mitochondrion. The coding region runs from base 41 to 1483 and encodes 480 amino acids.
AAAAUUAAAAGAAAUACGAUUGUGUUGAGUGAAAACAGCAAUGGCUACUGCCAGAGGUUUGCCCGUUUGCUGGUCUCGUCUGAAAAUUGUAAAUUUUCGGCAAUAUCCACGAAAUUUCAGCACAAAUCAGCACACAAAUCGAAAGUUAAAUAGUGCACAAAAUUAUUGGUGGUAUUUAUUCGGCGGAAGUGUUUGUGCCGGAGCUUAUUUGAAAUGGCAACAAUCGUUCACGGUGUCUGCAUUCAAUCCGAAAAAGUUAAAAGAUGAAGAGAAGGGAGUGAAAUUAACAUCACGUGAACGACGGUUCAUAAAAUUUGCCUCUGUUGAGUUCGAUGGGCAAUUGUAUAUGACGCCACAAGACUUUUUAGACUCCGUUGUAGAACAAGAAGCUAGACCACGAUUAAAGAGACGUACACUCACAUUGGAUGAUGUGAAUAGAAUUAAAGACGUAACGCCAACGCUCAAAAAGGGAUCUUCGUCAAUGUUUCGCAAUUUACGAGACAAAGGCAUAAUAUCAUACACUGAAUAUCUUUUUUUGCUUUCGAUUUUGACCAAACCAAAAUCGGGGUUCAAGAUAGCAUUUAAUAUGUUUGACACGGAUGGCAAUCAACGCGUCGAUAAAACUGAAUUUCUAGUCAUUCGAAGAUUAAUUGGCGGGCAAUAUCGCAAACAGGAGAUGGACCAAAAAACACGACGAAUUGUUAUGUCGCUCUUACCUCCAGAAGAGGCGACAGCAUUACUCGAACUUCGUUCGCAUGAAAAAGAUAAUGGUGAAAGUAAAAAUCGUUUUAUGGAAAACAUCUUCAUUGGUGCUUGGAAAGAUAAAAGAGGAAUUUCGGUGGAUGAUGAUACGUAUGUCGAAGACGAAGAAGGCUUACAACGACGCCACAAGGUUGAUACAACCUUACAGGUACACUUUUUUGGAAAGAAGGGCAAUCAAGACUUACACUACGAAGGAUUUUACCAAUUUAUGGAUAACUUACAAACCGAGGUGCUCGAGCUCGAAUUCUAUGAAUUUUCGAAGGGAAACAUCGCUAUCACCGAAGUUGAUUUUGCAAAAAUUCUACUUCGAUACACGUAUUUGGACACUGACGAAUAUGAUAUGUACUUAGAUCGGUUAUUGGACCGUGUCAAGCAUGAAAAAGGCGUAUCUUUCAAGGAAUUUAAAGACUUUUGUCAGUUUUUGAACAAUCUAGAGGAUUUUUCAAUUGCAAUGCGGAUGUAUACUCUCAGCGAUCAAGCAAUCUCAAAAGGAGAAUUUGCUCGAGCAGUUAAAAUAUGUACCGGACUAACAUUGUCUGAGCAUUUAGUUGACACAGUGUUUGCAAUAUUUGACGAAGACGGUGACGGAAUGUUAUCUUACAAAGAAUUUAUUGCAAUUAUGAAAGAUCGUUUGCAUCGUGGUUUUAAAUCUGUCGCUAAGUCCGAAGGAUGGGAAGCAUUUAAGCAUUGUCUCAAGCAAGAAAUGAAAACAAAAUUUUAAACAAAUUGAUGCACAGUUUAUUUUGCAAAACUUCUUCUCAAUUUUACAAGUUUUUGUACACUUAAAUCAAUGAACGUUGAAUUCAAAGCAAAUGUCACCCGUUUAACAAAAGAACGGACAUUAUGAAUUUAAAAUUCAUGUAGCCUUCAUUUUAUAUUACACUCACAAAAAUGUUUGCCAUUUUUAGAAACAAUCACCUUUCAGAACAACUAGCAGAAUUUGUACAUUUUUCUAUUGUUUUACGCUCUGAUCAACUUUUCACCUCUAUAAAUAAAUCUAUGAUGAAUUUUAUUAAGUUGACAAUUUUUUCUAACCAAACAUUUAUUAUAAUCUGAAAAUACUUAAUGCUAUUUAUUGUGUAUCAUAUAAUUCUAUUUAUUCAGUCUGAAAAUUUACCGAAUUUACUCGGUCUCAAAUGAAAUGUUUGCCUUUAGAAACAGAAAGAAUUUUUAGCUAACUGCUUUUUAACUAUCUAUUAUUAAUUAUCAAAAAAUCAUAGAAAUGUGAAUAAAAUUGGUCUAAUUGAAAGAAAUCUGUUUUUCGGAAUUACCACACCAUUUAUAAAUUUAUCGAAAGAGACUUUGUACUCGGAAUACCAUGCAGAAUACGUAUUAGGCUCCGGCUAUCCUGCUAGAAAUAUCAGUGCCACCUGAAAUCAUACCGAACCCACAGCCUGGUUUAAACAAAGAUACAAUUGUAUCUAGGAUCUUAUUUCAUUAUAUUGUAUAAAAAAGCAACAAACAGUUUUUGGUUGUUAAUUGUUAAAUCUUACAUAGCUUGGUACAUAGACUCGAAAUGCCAUAUGAAAUAUAAGUUUUAUUAGAGGAA